Molecule: messenger RNA, 1266 nt
Organism: Entamoeba invadens IP1
Lineage: Eukaryota; Evosea; Mastigamoebida; Endamoebidae
Exons: 2
Coding region: 1-1266 (421 amino acids)
Source: RefSeq, a predicted model, not a curated record
AUGUCGCACACCUGUUGCAUCGCUGGGUGCACAAAUGAUGCCGAAUUCCCGCUCCGCAAGAUUCAAGGGACGGUCAACAUCAAAAAGGAGUUAAUAAACACACUUCCCAGAGAGUGGAAAAUUUGCAAACCAGAUUUCAUCCGUCUUCUUAAAACAAUGGAGUGCUGUAUCGACUUGUGUGACAAGACUCCGACAUUUUACGAAAUGCCCGAGUCAAAACUCAACUUGGUCUCCCUUAAGUCCGAGUGCUCACACCAUCAACUCUGCCUUUUCCACGCAAAUAAAUACUGCGAACAGUUCAAUCAACAACCAAACUCACGGCCACCCGUCGCCGCACAACCUCCCGUGGAAAAAAGACUUGCGGACGAUGAAGACACCGUGACUGAGUCGAAUCAACAAAACAAUAGUGACACCGACACUUCAACAGAAACACGAGAAGAAGUUAUCCCACAACCAACUACUGCUCCUUUUACAACAAUUCCGAGUGUAGCCGUGCAUGUACCAGAACCAAUAAAAGAAGAGAAGCCUGCCGAGCCUAAAAAGGUAGAACCGAAAAAGAGAGGGCUGAUCAUAGAAGAUGGGUCUGACGAAGUUCAAUUGACUAAAAAGAAGGUUGAACCAACGAAAGAACACGCCCCACAACGACAUAUGGACGAAGAAAUACGAAAGAAUGAAAAAACGGAACAAAAGGUCGAGGAGCAAAUCAAGGAAGAGCACCACUGCUGUGUUGAUAACUGCAACUCACUUGUCCAACACGAAAUUCCGAUAUUACAACCACUUCACGUCUAUGUAUGUCAGGGACAUCUCAGUGAUAUUGUAAAGCUUUGGAGAAUCUCACUUAUGUCACACCAAAUUGUUCUCAACGAAGAGUGUUUGCAACUGGUCAGGGUUAUUGAUAACCAAAUGAAUCCGUUUUGGAAGUAUGAGAACCCGGGUCAAAACGAUGUGAAGUGCGCUUUGUGUUGUGGGUAUUACAACAAAGAAGAGACAUACAACUGCUCAUUCUGCCCAUUUACCUUCUGUGUCGAGUGCUAUAAACACUUGUGUUUAACAUUGGGUACUCCACAACAAUUCAUUUCGAACAAGGCGAGGUGGAAGUGUUUUGUCUGUUCUUGUUGCGAGCAGGACAAGAUGGAACGUAACAAUUUCAUCAAACAACAACUCAAAACGUUGCUCAGUGUUGUCGAUGUCAGGUUGAAAGAUGGGUGCGUCAUUGGGAAAUCACAAGAGGAGCUCAAAGAGUUUGUAGACAGUCUUCAUCAGUAA